UGCAUGCAUCUUUCAUCCUCACACCAUCUCAACUUUCAUUCAUGGCUCCAUCCAUCUUUCACAUCCUCUUGUUGAUCCUGUUCCACUUACUUCUAGCAACCGCCCCCACGUCUUCUGCUCGAACUCCAACUCGAAGAAAACAAACCGGCUUUCGAGCCCCUCUAACUCGUGUUAAAAACCCACUGGAAGCUUCACUUGUAACAUCUCGAAUGACAGCUUCCAAAGAUGAGUACUUACUGAGCCUAGCCGUCGGGACUCCACCUAAGCCAUUUUCGGCCAUCAUGGAUACCGGAAGCGACCUCAUAUGGACAAAAUGCAAAAGCAGUCAUGAUCCAGGCUCGUUUGACCCUAGCAAGUCCAUAUCUUUCGUUGAAAUUAACGAAACUUGCGAGAUGUUAGGGCUUAGUGCCGAUUGCAUACAGAAAUACGCAGAUGGUCAUUCGGUAAGUGUAACUUUGGCGGCGGAUGCCUUAACCGUACCUGGGACCGGCCAGAAUAUGCAUGGUGGUAUAUUUGGCUGUGGGAUACCAGACGAUGAAAAUUUUAUGUAUGAUGGAGUCGUGGGAAUGGGGCGUGGGGUUUUGUCGUUGGUUACGCUGUCAAACCAGACCAUCUUCUCAUAUUGUCUGGGCUCUAGAUUUGACACAGAAACAAGCAGCGUUUUGCUAACCGGGUCUGAAGCAAGUAAUUAUUAUGAUUCUGAUGUCCAAACUACGCCUUUGGUGACCGACGCGUCAAAUUACAUCAUCACUCUUGAAGGUAUCUCAGUAGGCGAAACGAAACUUGCAGUCACAAAAAAUGAUUUCGUCACCAGUGAUGGAGGGAUGGUAGUCGACUCAGGUACGACCUUCAUGUACUUAGACGCACGUAUCAUUGAAAUGAUUAGCAAUGAGUUCGUUAAUCAAACAAAGCUGGAAAAGUAUACGGGUUCUGAUAAGCCAUAUUACACUGGGCUUGAACACUGCUUCAACGCUCCAGGCAACGUUCAAAUCCCGAACCUGGUUUUUCAUUUUGAGGGUGCAGAUUGGGAGUUGCCAAAAGAGAACUACAUCUAUCAACAGCACGGUAAUGACAUGGCGUGUUUGGCCUUCGUAGCCGACGAUAAACAGUUUAUUUUUGGAAACAUGCAACAACAGAACAUGAUGGUCAUUUACGAUCUUUACAACAAUAAUCUGUCGUUUAAGCCUGCAAACUGCAAGCUAUUGUGAGCGACUGAGCGCUGUUGCGCGCAUAUUAGCUUUAACUUUUCCCGUGAACAAAGUAAAAAUUAAAAAUUAUAUUGUAUUUUCUUGUGAUU
This is a messenger RNA of Helianthus annuus (common sunflower), 1297 nucleotides long. Its product is annotated as aspartic proteinase nepenthesin-1-like. The record is from RefSeq and is a predicted model, not a curated record. The transcript has a single exon. NCBI's taxonomy places the organism in Eukaryota, Viridiplantae, Streptophyta, Magnoliopsida, Asterales, Asteraceae. The coding region runs from base 42 to 1208 and encodes 388 amino acids. Gene Ontology annotation, cellular component: extracellular region. Gene Ontology annotation, biological process: proteolysis. Gene Ontology annotation, molecular function: aspartic-type endopeptidase activity.